GAAGCGAGGCCCUCUAGGCAGUGAGGCCGGUACCCGGCCGGGAUGUGCGAAUCGGAGGAAGGCGGCGGCUGCGGCGGCGGAGGGCGGCCGGCCAGGGCCCCGCGUGGCGGCCGCCCUCUAAAGUGCAUGAAGUGCAAAGAGGGACCUCCAGUGCUGAUUAUCCGUGUUGGAGAUGCUUUUUGCAAGGCAUGUUUCAAGGAUUACUUUGUCCACAAGUUCCGUGCCCUGCUUGGGAAGAAUCGCUGCAUUUUCCCCGGAGAGAAGGUUCUCCUUGCAUUUUCUGGUGGACCUGCCUCCAGUGCCAUGGUGCGGCAAGUCCAAGAGGGCCUGAGUCGGGAAGCAGCCAAGAAGCUCCGCUUCAAGCCCGGCAUCCUCUUCGUUGAUGAGGGAGGCGUGUGUGGACAGGGCCUGGAGAAGAGAGGAGAGGUGCGCAGUCAGCUGGAGAGGAUCCUGCGAGCCACAGGGUUUCCCUACCACUUGGUGAACUUGGAGGAGGUGUUUGGCCUUCCUGGUUCCAUCUUGCGUGCAGUUUCUCACAGUGCCACAGACCACAGCCAGAGCUACAAGGAAGCUGUGGAUGGUUUCAUACAGCAGCAGGAGCUGCUGCAGUGUGAGAGGACUGGGGGCCCCGGGGAGUCUCUGCCAGGCCGGCUGGCAGAGCUUAGCAUACAAGACCCUUCUGAGAAGGAGACAGCGGAAGUCCCCGGGCCUCUGUCCAUAUCACACACUGCAGAACUGACUCGCCUCUUCGGAGCGGUGAAGACACUGACUGCCAGAGAGGAGCUCCUGCAAACCCUCCGGAACCACCUGAUCCUACAUGUGGCCCGGACAAGCGGCUACACCAAAGUUAUGAUGGGGGACAGUUGUACCCGCGUGGCUGUCAAACUGCUGACCAACCUCUGCCUGGGCCGGGGGGCCUUCCUUGCCGGAGACACGGGCUUUUCGGAUGGCCGCCAUGGCGAUGUGCUCGUGUUGCGGCCUAUGCGGGAGUAUUCCGCCAAAGAGAUCGCCUUCUACAACCGCCUCUUUGGGGUGCCUGCCAUUUUCACACCCGCUCUGGCUACCAAAGCCCCUGACCGAGCCAGUAUUCACCGCUUGAUCGAAAGCUUCCUCUGUAAGCUGCAGUCGGAUUUCCCCUCCACCGUCAGCACUGUCUACCGGACAGGUGAGAAACUCGGGGCGGCCCCUGGAGAUGACGACUCUGACGGAGCCACAGAACCCGAGCGCUGCCUCCUGUGCCUCUGCACCCUCGAUACCAACGUCGUUGACGGCUCCUCCUUGCAGUCCACGCUGCUGUCGGAAGAGCUGUGCCAGAAGCCACCACUGUCAGCUGGAAGCAGCUGCUGCGAAGAUGCGCCCACCCAGACAGGCUGCUGCAAGGCCCCUCCAGUGGCAGGCGCCAUUCCACCCCAGGUCUGGCUUCUCCCACUGCUGUGCUACAGCUGCCGGCUGACCAUCAAAGACAUGAGCUGCCUGGAGCCUCUCCCACCGUACAUCCACUCCGAGGCUGAACGCCGGCGACGCAGCAGGGCUGCAAUGAAGCAAGAAAUCCAGGAGUUCCUGCUUGAAGAUGACGAAGCCCCUCCUGCGAGCUGACAGCCCAAAUAAAGUCCAGCACUGACUCCGCUUGUGGAUUCCCCAGCUCUUUCCCUGCUAGGAGCUUUCCCAGCUCGGGGCUUUCCAUUUCUCUCUGUGUUUUGACAACUUGUUUCUAAAACGAGCUAGUAUAAUCAGUUACUCUUUCUGGGGAUCGAAGGUGUUUGUAUCUGCGUACCUCGUUUUAUGUGAUUUUUAUUGUAUUUAAAUAAUUUUUAAAAAAUAUAUAUAUAUUAGUUUGAA
Messenger RNA from Eublepharis macularius, 1839 nucleotides. RefSeq names its product cytosolic thiouridylase subunit 2 (gene CTU2). The coding region runs from base 43 to 1596 and encodes 517 amino acids. Gene Ontology annotation, biological process: tRNA wobble position uridine thiolation. Gene Ontology annotation, molecular function: sulfurtransferase activity; tRNA binding. Gene Ontology annotation, cellular component: cytosol. The transcript has 15 exons. Lineage: Eukaryota; Metazoa; Chordata; Lepidosauria; Squamata; Eublepharidae. The record is from RefSeq and is a predicted model, not a curated record.